CUCAAUACUAUGGAUUUUAACUUCAAAAGUCAUUCUAAUAAACAUGAUUCUGGUGUACGAUGUUAUUAUGUGUCUAGGAAAUUCCUCUCUCUUCAAAAAGGAAAAAAAAAAAUUGUACCAUGGCAUAUAAACAAGGAAAAAAAAGUAAUUGGGGAGAACUAUCGUAAUCAACGUUGUAGAAACAUGUGCUGAAUUUUUUUCUUGUCACGAAGAGAAGCUUUCUCGCAGUCGAAAUUUGUGCAACCUCCUCAGCCUCCUUAGCAAACCCCCUCCUUGGUGAAGCCUUCAAAAACAUGUCCCACCCCUAUUUAUUACUUGUUUCCUCUUUUGGCAUGUCAACAUAGUCCUUCUCUGAGAGUCCCAUGACUCUAUAAGCAAAGCAAAAGUAAGGAAGACGCUCAUACUAUAUUUCACCUUCACUUUGUUACCACUCUUUUCUUUCAUCCAUUGAUAACGUCGAAGGGGUUUAUGAACAUCAAUCAUCAUUUGAACUCGACGAUAACGGUUAAGCCCUAUUUCCAGAUCUGAAGGAUUCCCGGCGAGAUCUGAUUUCCUAAUAAGAGUAGAAGAAAUGACGGCUGUUUCUGUUCAUAAGUUUGCUCAGUGUAUCACUUGUCAUGCCUGGAGUCCUGACCAUUCAAUGAUUGCUGUAUGCCCAAAUACUGAAGAAGUCCACAUAUAUCAAUCAUCGGCCGACAAAUGGGAAAAAAUACAUGUCCUUCAAAAGCAUGAUCAAGUUGUAUGCGGUAUAGACUGGAGCUCAAACAUGAACAAAAUCGUGACUGUUUCUCAUGAUCGAAAUUCGUAUGUUUGGCACCAUGAAGGAGGUGAAUGGGUUCCAACACUAGUUAUUCUAAGACUAAACCGUGCUGCCCUAUGUGUGCAAUGGAGUCCGAAAGAAAACAAGUUUGCUGUUGGUAGUGGAGCUAAGACAGUUUGCAUAUGCUACUACGAGCAAGAAAACAACUGGUGGGUCAGUAAACUUAUAAGGAAAAAGCACAACUCUUCUGUGACAAGUGUUGCCUGGCAUCCCAAUAAUAUUCUUUUGGCAACAACGUCAACAGAUGGAAAAUGCAGAAUAUUUUCCACUUUUAUCAAGGGUGUUGAUACAAGGAAUUCUGAAGCUGGCUCUUCAUCUGAUACAAAAUUUGGAGAGCAAAUUCUACAGCUUGAUCUUUCAUAUUCAUGGGCAUUUGGUGUAAAGUGGUCUCCUAGUGGCAACACUCUAGCUUAUGUUGGUCAUAACUCAAUGAUAUACUUUGUUGAUGAUGUUGGUCCGUCACCUUUGGCACAAAGUGUCGCAUUCCGCGAUUUGCCUCUCCGUGAUGUCUAUUUUGUGUCUGAAAAGAUGGUCAUAGGUGUGGGAUUUGACUGCAAUCCUAUGGUUUUUGCUGCAGAUGAAAGUGGGUUGUGGAGCUUUAUUAGAUUUCUUGGUCAAAAGCAGACAACUCCAACGAAUGCAAGGGCUGGUUCUCAGAUUUCAGGAGCAUUUGGAAAACUAUAUGGUCAUUCAAAGUACAACAAUGUCGAUAAUGGCAAUGAUUCUUACUCGAGUGGAUGUGCUCAUGAUAACUGCAUUACCUGCAUUGUGCCAUUGAAAAAGGGAAGAGACUCAAAAGUGACGCGCUUCAGUACUUCAGGACUUGAUGGUAAGGUGGUUAUUUGGGAUUUGGAAGGCCAAGACCUGGCAGACUAUUACUGAAACAGACAGAAGAUUUUGGGUCUUGUGAGGACGCUAAUGAGUUUGGAGCUUAUAGAACUAUUAUCUGUAAAUCAGAUCUUUUCUCAGGUAAAGAAGCUGAUUUCCCAGCUGCUGCAUCCAGUGACAGGAACAGAAUAUCUCUGUAAUUGAUGCAGAUUUCGGGUAUAUGAGAAGUACGGAGUAGAUAUAGUUAUACUGUUUGAAAGUAUAUUUGUAGGUCCAAAAGAAAAACAUUCUUGUUUUGAUGAUGCUGUUACUUUUCCUUCAUAUGAAAUACAUUCUCGGUGUUGUUGUUACUUA
This is a messenger RNA of Chenopodium quinoa (quinoa), 2002 nucleotides long. RefSeq names its product actin-related protein 2/3 complex subunit 1B-like. Gene Ontology annotation, cellular component: actin cytoskeleton; Arp2/3 protein complex. Lineage: Eukaryota; Viridiplantae; Streptophyta; Magnoliopsida; Caryophyllales; Amaranthaceae. Bases 572 to 1702 code for a protein of 376 amino acids. The transcript is spliced from 16 exons. The record is from RefSeq and is a predicted model, not a curated record. Gene Ontology annotation, biological process: Arp2/3 complex-mediated actin nucleation. Gene Ontology annotation, molecular function: actin filament binding.